AGUAUAAUUUUGUCAUGCAGAAAAUGUUGUCAACACACAAACGGUGACCCGAAAUUGUGUUAAAAUGUUCAAUUUAUGACAAUUUUAAUCGUAAGUUUUAAAGCAUUCUUAGCAGAGCCAUGUCUUCAACGUGUACUUUACAAACACAAGCGGCUGUAGUCACCGAAACACAGACUCAGAGUCAAAGCUCGCCAUCACUGACAUUAAAACUGAGGAAGCCCAAGCAAAAGAAGAAGGUGAAUUGGAAAAAUGGAGUUGUAGACAAUGAACACAUGGGCAAGAAAAAAUCUAAAUGUUGUUGUAUAUACGAGAAACCGAGGAUGUUCGGGGAGAGUUCUUCGAGUGACGAAAGUGACGACGAUGAUGACUGCAAAAUGUGCCGCCAUCAAAAAAAGGGCAACUACCAGAAACCUGCCCCUGAUGGAGCAGAUGAAGGUGGGGCAGAGGAAGGUGGGGCGGAGGGGGGCACGUCAGCUUAGAAUCAAAAACACCCCGCUUAGAUGGAAAGCAUAGCAUGUCAUAUUGUGAUUGAGUAUCCGGUAAUGUAUUCAAAAGCUCACUUAAAGUAGAGUCAUAAAUGUAGAUUUUGGUUUUUGUCCCCUUAAUUCUAAUUUAUAGGCAAAAUUUUUCAAGAAAGAUUCAAUAAUAGUCUCAUGUGAAAGUUUCAGCUGAACACACUUGCAGAGAGAACAACCAAGAACUGUUUUGGUAUUUUCACAUGAGUAACAACCGCAACUCUGGUCACAGCAUUCGCAACAGUUAGGAUGGGAUCUGCAUAUGGGGUUUCUAAAAUAAAAAAAGCAUCCUCGUACAAAGUUUUUAUUUUUGUCCUCAAAUCAUUUGUAUCAUGUAAAAAAUGAAUUUGUCAUGAUAACAAAUUGGAGUGAUUUUAUUUUUCAAGAAUUUUGCAUUAAUGGGAAAGUUGCUCUUAUAAAAAAAUAUAUCCUUUGUUCGUUUUGUUUUCUCGUCUUCGAUCCACACAAGACUUGCACAGUCUAUUUGCAGUAAAUAAAUUGGUGUGUUCUGUGAGCUUGAAGUCUGUGGAGUAUUUCCAGAUCACUUUCUCAAUCAACUUUUAGAAUGAGUGUUAUACAAUGGUCAUUGUGUGUAUUGCCUAGUAAUGUGUAAAAUACAGGGGCCACAACCAUAGUGUUCCUUCAAAAGUGCUGUACAUGUAUGUACAGAAGUCCAUAGUAUGUACAGAGGUCCAUAGUAAGCCAAGUCAUGAAAUUGUACACAGGGCCCACUUUAAGCAAAUCAAAUAGCUUUAAAGGCAGUGGACACUAUUUGUAAUUGUCAAAGACUAGCCUUCACAGUUGGUGUAUCUCAACAUAUGCA
Molecule: messenger RNA, 1338 nt
Organism: Asterias rubens (European starfish)
Lineage: Eukaryota; Metazoa; Echinodermata; Asteroidea; Forcipulatida; Asteriidae
Product: E3 ubiquitin-protein ligase PPP1R11-like
Exons: 3
Coding region: 120-479 (119 amino acids)
Cellular component (GO): nucleus
Molecular function (GO): protein serine/threonine phosphatase inhibitor activity; protein phosphatase 1 binding
Source: RefSeq, a predicted model, not a curated record